AAAAAUAAAAACACGUGUAGUUGUUUUAUUAAACGUUUUCCACGCGUAUUUCCAAAAAGAUCCUCAGUGAAGCAGCAAGCAGAGAGGUUUCUCUACAGUUUCUUUAAAAAUAAUAACAAAUUCACUUAAUAAAACCUUAAAAACCCAACUAUCAACAUGACCGAAGAAGUUAACUCCAAAGCUUUCCCCUUGGCCGAUGCCCAAUUAACUGCUAAGAUUAUGAAUCUUUUGCAACAGGCCUUGAACUACAGCCAACUGCGUAAGGGUGCCAACGAAGCUACCAAAACCUUGAAUCGUGGUUUGGCUGAUAUCAUUGUCAUGGCUGCCGAUACCGAGCCCAUUGAAAUCCUUUUGCAUUUGCCUUUGUUGUGCGAAGAUAAGAAUGUUCCAUACAUUUUUGUACGUUCAAAGCAGGCUUUGGGUCGUGCCUGUGGUGUUUCUCGCCCCAUCGUGGCCUGUUCGGUCACCACCAAUGAGGGUUCUCAAUUGAAGUCUCAAAUCACUUCUAUUCAGCAAGAAAUUGAAAGACUUUUAGUUUAAGUUAAGUUUUAAAAGGUAUUCCAUGUAAAAUACUACCGCAUUUUGUACAAAUAGUGUUUACAAAAAGUUUUAUGAAAUUUUAAAUAAAGAAAAAUAUGUUUUUU
Calliphora vicina (urban bluebottle blowfly) is the source of this 644-nucleotide messenger RNA. It is a transcript of the gene hoip, whose product is annotated as NHP2-like protein 1 hoip. Lineage: Eukaryota; Metazoa; Arthropoda; Insecta; Diptera; Calliphoridae. The record is from RefSeq and is a predicted model, not a curated record. Gene Ontology annotation, molecular function: RNA binding. The transcript is spliced from 2 exons. Gene Ontology annotation, cellular component: U4/U6 x U5 tri-snRNP complex; small-subunit processome; box C/D methylation guide snoRNP complex. Gene Ontology annotation, biological process: maturation of LSU-rRNA; maturation of SSU-rRNA; ribosome biogenesis. Bases 157 to 540 code for a protein of 127 amino acids.